GAAAUGAAGCUGUUCCUGCCCCUCACAGGGUUCCUGAUGGCAUUGAUCCUGCCCCCAUUGUUAGUGGACACCUUCCCUGCCAACGCUGGCGAGGUAGACAGCUCUAUGGUGCAGAGCAGCAUGGAGGAAGCCAAGAAAUUGGUGGACAAAGCUUACAAGGAGAAACGAGAAAGAAUUAAGCAGAAAAUGAGGAGCGGCACAGCAAGUGCCAGGGACCUCAUGUCCUUUUUCAAGCAGCCAGUGGCAGGGACCCGGAUAGCUUCUAGAGCCGCCGAUUACCUGCACGUAGCCUUGAAUCUCCUGGAGAAGAAACUUCAGCCCCGGCACCGGCGCCGGGGACCCUUCAACAUCACAGAUGUGCUGACCCCUCCCCAGCUGGAGUUCCUGUCCAAAGCCAGUGGCUGUGCCUACCAGGAUGUAGGAGUCAAAUGUGAGAAUAAGGACAAGUACCGGACUAUCACAGGAGAAUGCAACAACAGGAGGAGACCCACCUUAGGAGCAUCUAACAGGGCCUUUGUACGCUGGUUGCCUGCUGAAUAUGAGGAUGGGGUCUCUCUCCCCUUUGGGUGGACAAGGGGGACAAAGAGAAAUGGCUUCCCCGUUCCUCUGGCCCGAGAAGUCUCCAACCAAAUUGUCCGUUUUCCCAAUGAGAAGCUGACACAAGACCAGGAAAGGGCUCUCAUGUUCAUGCAGUGGGGUCAGUUCAUUGACCAUGAUUUGGAUCUCACCCCUGAGCCUGCCUUGACUGAGAACUGUGAACACACCUGUGAACAGCAACCAUCCUGCUUCCCCCUCAAGAUCCCACCCAAUGACCCCCGGAUCCACAACAGGAGCGACUGCAUCCCCUUCUUUCGUUCGUGCCCGGCCUGUACAGAAGGCAACAUCACCAUCCGCAACCAGAUCAACUCCCUCACUUCCUUCCUGGAUGCCAGCAUGGUGUAUGGCAGUGAGGAUCUCCUGGCUCAGCGCCUCCGGGACAAUUCCAACCAACAAGGACUCUUGGCUGUGAACGAUAAACACAAGGAUAAUGGACGGGCCCUCCUGCCCUUUGACAUGCUCCAUGAGGACCCUUGUCUGCUCACCAACCGUUCUGCUAACAUCAAGUGUUUCUUGGCAGGAGACAGCAGGUCCAGUGAAAUGCCUGAGCUGACAUCCAUGCACACCCUCUUUCUUCGGGAGCACAACCGGUUGGCUACAUUGCUGAAGCGUUUGAACCCCCAGUGGAAUGGGGAGACGCUGUACCAGGAAGCACGGAAGAUUGUUGGGGCUCUCAUCCAGAUCAUCACCUACCGAGACUAUCUCCCCCUGGUACUGGGGCCAGCGGCCCUGAAGAAAUACUUGCCUACUUAUCGGGGCUACAAUGAGUCGGUGGAUCCACGUAUUGCCAAUGUCUUCACCAAUGCCUUCCGCUAUGGCCACACCCUCAUCCAGCCCUUUAUGUUCCGCCUGAAUGCUCAGUACCGUCCUGCUGGGCCCAACCCUAGAGUCCCACUUAGUGAAGUCUUCUUUGCCAGCUGGAGGGUGGUGAAGGAAGGGGGCAUUGACCCAAUUCUCCGAGGCCUCAUGGCCACCCCAGCCAAACUGAACAGACAGAAUCAAAUUGUGGUGGAUGAAAUCCGGGAUAAGUUAUUUAAACAGGUCAUGAGGAUUGGCCUGGACUUACCUGCUCUCAACAUGCAACGUAGCAGAGACCAUGGCCUCCCAGGGUACAAUGCCUGGAGACGGUUUUGUGGGCUCCCUCAACCCAAAACAGAAGGUGAGCUUACCACAGUGCUGAAGAACGCUGAUCUGGCCAAGAAAUUGAUGACUCAGUAUGGCACUGCUGACAACAUUGACAUCUGGAUGGGGGGCGUGGCAGAACCCCUGGAGCCCAGGGGCAGGGUGGGGCCCCUCCUGGCCUGUCUCAUCGGGACCCAGUUCAAAAAACUCCGAGAUGGAGACCGGUUUUAUUGGGAGAGUGCGGGGGUGUUCAGCUCACAACAGCGCCGGGCACUGGCCACCAUUAGCCUCUCCCGCGUCAUCUGUGACAACACGGGCAUCACCUCGGUGCCUAAGAAUAUCUUCAAGGCCAAUCAAUAUCCCAGAGAUUUUGUCAACUGCAACAUGAUUCCUCGGAUGGACCUGUCGGCGUGGAGAAACAAGGCGGACUAGUUGGGCAGGAAUCUGUCCUGAGCCUCCUCCCAUUAGGGAAUCAAGGAGAUCUAAGAGGGAAUCUCCUGACUCUAGCUGAAAUCAUCAGGCAUCACAUCCUGAUCAGGCUAAGGCUCCAGGACCCAAGACCAGAGAAGGAUUUGGCAAGUGGUUUCCCUGGCCGUUAGGAAGGGAAGUUAUUUUCCUCCUUUGACCUGAAUGUCCAAGCUGAAAUUGUCCCAGGUCUGCAGCCUGCUCAGGGGGCAAUUCUUCCUCUUGAACUAAGAAGCAAGGGUCUCUGUCAGGAAUGGGAACCUGGGCCAACUUCUCUCAUGACUGAGAUACACCAUCUGCUUCUGUUGUCAAUAAAGUACUUCUGAAAGGA
Molecule: messenger RNA, 2515 nt
Organism: Antechinus flavipes (yellow-footed antechinus)
Lineage: Eukaryota; Metazoa; Chordata; Mammalia; Dasyuromorphia; Dasyuridae
Product: myeloperoxidase-like
Exons: 13
Coding region: 4-2151 (715 amino acids)
Biological process (GO): response to oxidative stress
Molecular function (GO): peroxidase activity; heme binding
Source: RefSeq, a predicted model, not a curated record